ACCAUGUUCCUGAUUCCAUCGCUCCCUCUCCUUCUCCUGAGUGUGGUGACAGCAUCUUGUUCAGAAACAGAAAUCUGUGAGAACGUCCAAAAGACCUGCUCUGUGAUUGCCUGUGGUUCUCCGGGCAAAGAUGGGCGUGAUGGCACCAAAGGAGAAAAAGGAGAACCAGGCCAAGGGCUCAGAGGCUUGCAGGGCCCUCCUGGAAAGUUGGGGCCUCAAGGAAGCCCAGGGCCCCCUGGGUUACCAGGAAGAGUGGGCCAAAAAGGAGACCGUGGAGAACAUCCAGAUCAUGAUUGGAGUCUCGCUGCUUCAGAAAGAGAAGCUUUGCGAGCAGAUUUGGAGCGUAUGAACAAGUGGCUGAUCUUCUCUCUGGGCAAAAAAGUUGGGCAGAAGUUCUUCUUGAACAGUGGUGAAAAGAUGACCUUUGACAGAGUAAAGGCUCUGUGCUCCCAGUUCCAGGCCUCUGUGGCCACCCCCAGGAAUGCUGAAGAGGACAAGGCCAUCCAUAAGGUAGCCAGGGAAGAGGCCUUCCUGGGCAUCACAGAUGAGGACACUGAAGGCCAGUUUGUGGAUCUGGCAGGAAGGAGGCUAACCUACCAAAACUGGAAGAACGGUGAGCCCAACGACGCUAACUCUGGGGAAGACUGUGUGGCGCUCCAGUCGGACGGCAAGUGGAAUGACGUCUCCUGCUCCUCCUCCCUCUUUGCAGUCUGCGAGUUCCCUGCUAAUUAG
This is a messenger RNA of Diceros bicornis minor, 732 nucleotides long. It is a transcript of the gene MBL2, whose product is annotated as mannose binding lectin 2. The record is from RefSeq and is a predicted model, not a curated record. Gene Ontology annotation, cellular component: rough endoplasmic reticulum; multivesicular body. Gene Ontology annotation, biological process: positive regulation of phagocytosis; surfactant homeostasis. The transcript has 4 exons. The coding region runs from base 4 to 732 and encodes 242 amino acids. NCBI's taxonomy places the organism in Eukaryota, Metazoa, Chordata, Mammalia, Perissodactyla, Rhinocerotidae.